CGUCAGAGUGCCACAUGGCAAAGGAUAAGUCGGGGAAAGAUUCAUGUUAGGGGUAAAUUCGUCCAUGAAAUAUUAUUAGGAGUAUAAGCAGAGAGCAUAGUGGUCAAUUUUGGCCUCUAACGCAAAUUAUAUCGCAGUCCAUUAUUCGGACUCAGCUUCGGGUCGGGGCAGUCUCAAGCAUCUAGAAGCUAAGCCGAUCGAUCACCAAAAGAAAAACUCGGAGCCCUGUGAAGUAGAUCUUCAUCAGAUUCUGCAAAUUCUCAAUUCCCAAUUUCUGCACGAUCUUCGGUUGUUUUAUUUCUUUGGUGGUCAAGAGGAUAAGGAAAGCUUUUCAGCGUUAUCUCUUUAGUUUCAAUAUAUUUUGAAGCUAAGACAUGGCAGAAAAAGCAUGUGUAAAGCGCCUUCAGAAGGAAUAUAGAGCACUUUGUAAAGAACCUGUCUCCCAUAUUGUGGCCCGCCCUUCUCCAAAUGAUAUCCUUGAGUGGCAUUAUGUUUUGGAGGGGAGUGACGGAACACCAUUUGCAGGUGGAUAUUAUUAUGGGAAGAUCAAGUUUCCUCCAGAAUAUCCGUUUAAACCUCCAGGGAUCAGUAUGACUACUCCAAACGGAAGAUUCAUGACACAAAAGAAAAUCUGCUUAUCUAUGAGUGACUUCCAUCCAGAGAGCUGGAAUCCAAUGUGGUCUGUGUCAAGCAUACUCACAGGGCUGCUCUCAUUUAUGAUGGACAAUAGUCCUACCACAGGCAGUGUAUCAACAACAGUUGCUGAGAAAGAGAAACUCGCUAAGGCAUCUCUGGCUUUUAAUUGUAAAAACCCAACCUUUAGGAAAUUGUUUCCUGAGUAUGUGGAGAAGUAUGAACAGCAGCAGCUCCAAUCGCAGCCUGUUCCAGAGCAGGCAUCAUCCAUGCCAGCUGGAGCAGAAACGUCUAGACCCUUGUUGGAAGAGCAUGGAAAUUCCACAAAGGAUGAAGUGAACAGAGUGAAGCCUCUAAAUGACGUUAAAAACCAGCAGAGGAAAUCUUGUCCAACUUGGUUGUUGCUGUUGCUAGUUUCAAUUUUUGGUGUUGUAAUGGCGCUGCCUCUGCUUCAGCUUUGAUGAUUGGAAUCUUGUUUUGUGUACUAUGGCGAAGAACAGACACCCUAUAUCGCAGUGGAUAUGUAGUCAUCCCCGCGCCUGGUUCCUGAUAUUUACCUAAUUUUACAGGUUUUUGAUUUACUUAGGGGAAUGUAUAGGCAUGACUCUUUAAGUGGAGAUCUAACUGAUCUCUCAGUCUAGCUAGUGCAAGUCAGUAGAAAGAUAACAUAAUGCGCUUUUAUUUAUUGUGAAGGGCUCAGAGUUGCAGGAGGUAUCCUCUUCAUUUUC
This is a messenger RNA of Capsicum annuum, 1361 nucleotides long. RefSeq names its product ubiquitin-conjugating enzyme E2 34. The transcript is spliced from 10 exons. Bases 375 to 1094 code for a protein of 239 amino acids. The record is from RefSeq and is a predicted model, not a curated record. NCBI's taxonomy places the organism in Eukaryota, Viridiplantae, Streptophyta, Magnoliopsida, Solanales, Solanaceae.